Nicotiana tabacum (common tobacco) is the source of this 2117-nucleotide messenger RNA. NCBI's taxonomy places the organism in Eukaryota, Viridiplantae, Streptophyta, Magnoliopsida, Solanales, Solanaceae. The record is from RefSeq and is a predicted model, not a curated record.
ACCAAAUUAAAACUUUCAUUUUCUUUGCCUGCUUUCACUCCUUGUUCGGAUAUUUCUGUACUCCUCUACAAAAUCCUCCUUCCUCCAUCAUUCACUUCUCUAAAAACCUCAAUCUCAAAUUCCCACGAAACAAUUUCUCAAUUUCGGAUCUUCUUUGUCUGAUGGGUCAUCUCCCAAAUCUCACAAAAGUCUUCUCUUCUCCCACAAAGCUCCAAUCUUGAAAUUCUAUUCUUCUUCUUCUUCAGACAUAUAAAGAAAGUAUUUCCUACUGAAUUUUCACUUUUUUAAACUAAGCACAUAUGGCAGCUGCAUUUAGAUCGAAACACAGAGCCUCUAUGGCUAUAACCCACUUCAGAUACUUCAUCAUCAAUGAUUUUCAUACGGGUCGUUUACCCAAUUUCCAUUUAUGUACCCGAACCAGCAAAUGGGACAAUUUGCUCUCAAACUCGUCUGCUCCUCAUAAUUCUUCUUUAUUUAAGCCUGUUUCAUUUCUUGGUGAAUUCAAGAGUUCACAGAAUUAUUCAAAUAGGAAGAGUAAUAAGAACAAAGGGAAAAUAAGCAUGUCUUCUAGUAGUAACUACGGGGGGGACCCACCUGAGAUUUGGCAGCCACCUGGUGGUGAGGGAAUUGUGGUUCGUCCAGGUGUCAAGUUUGUUCAGGCUGGUGAAGGGGAAGGGGGUCCCGGGCCGGGUUCUGGAGGUGGGUUUGGUUCCGGGUCGAAAGAUGGGUCUUGGGGUGGAUCCAAUUUGGGUGCCCAUUUUCCUACACCCAAGCAACUGUGUAAAGGGCUUGAUAAGUUUGUUAUAGGACAGGAGAGAGCUAAAAAGGUUCUGUCUGUAGCCGUAUACAAUCAUUACAAGAGAAUAUAUAAUGACUCUUCACAUAAGUGGCCCGCAGGAAAUGACAGUAGUGAAAAGGCAGAUGGAGCAGAAAAUGAAUCCGUGGAGCUUGAGAAGAGUAACAUCCUUUUAAUGGGGCCGACAGGUUCAGGUAAAUCAUGUAAUUUAAAAGCGUCAUUCUCCUUUAUUCNCGUUCCAUUUGUGAUAGCAGAUGCGACUACACUAACUCAGGCAGGAUAUGUUGGGGAAGAUGUUGAAUCCAUUCUAUAUAAGCUCCUUACUGUUGCUGACUAUAAUGUAGCAGCUGCUCAGCAAGGCAUAGUGUAUAUUGACGAAGUUGACAAGAUCACGAAAAAGGCUGAAAGCCUCAACAUCAGUAGGGAUGUCUCAGGAGAGGGCGUCCAGCAGGCAUUGUUGAAGAUGCUUGAAGGAACAAUAGUCAAUGUGCCGGAGAAGGGAGCUCGGAAGCACCCUAGAGGGGAUAAUAUUCAGAUUGAUACGAAAGAUAUUCUCUUUAUAUGCGGUGGUGCCUUCAUUGACUUGGAGAAAACAAUAUCAGAGAGGCGCCAAGAUUCUUCUAUAGGGUUCGGUGCACCAGUUCGCGCAAACAUGAGGACUGGUGGUGUUACAAGUGCUGCUGUGACAUCAUCUUUAUUGGAGAUAGUUGAAAGUAGUGAUCUAAUAUCAUAUGGUCUGAUACCUGAGUUUGUUGGACGAUUCCCCAUCCUUGUUAAUCUGUCAGCUUUAACGGAGAAUCAACUUGUGCAGGUUCUAACUGAGCCAAAAAAUGCACUAGGGAAGCAGUACAAAAAGAUGUUCCAAAUGAAUGGGGUAAAGCUGCAUUUCACUGAAGAUGCGUUAAGAUUGAUAGCUAAGAAAGCAAUAUCUAAAAAUACUGGUGCUCGUGGAUUGCGAUCCAUAUUGGAGAGCCUCCUGAUGGAUGCUAUGUAUGAGAUUCCUGAUGUCAGAACAGGCGAUGACAUAAUAGAUGCCGUUGUAGUUGAUGAGGAGUCUGUCGGAGCUGAGGGGCGAGGAUGUGGGGCUAAAAUCCUUUAUGGCAAGGGUGCAUUUGAUCGCCACUUUUCACAGAAUAGACCAAAGGAUUAUGAGACAAACCUGGAGGGGUCUGACGGAGACCAUGAGGCGGAACAAGAGCUUCCUUCCAUUGUUGCUUUGUAAAUGUUCUGUGAGGUGUAUUUCUGGUCUCACUUGUGUACAGUAUUCUAAAUUCAAAUAAACAUUGUUAAUUUAAUAAGCUCAAUGUGCUUUCAUACUGCA